AAAAGAAAGGGGAAGUCUGUCAGACACACUUGAGAGCUUAGAAACUUGCUACGCGAGGCUACAUUUUCUAAAUCAUGGGCAAACUGUCUGUCUUUUUGUUUGUUCUUUCCUUUUGCACCAUUGUCAACUCAGGUUCAGGAUCACAUUCUCUGUGGGCACUUGCAACAUAUAUCAACGGAGAGACGCCUUUCCCUGAGUUUACGGUUGUGGGGAUGUUGGAUGACAUUCAAGUGACUUACUAUGACUCCAACAUGAAACACUUCAUCUACAGGGGUCAUAACACCUCAGACAAAAUACAUGAUGACGAAGCUAAGAACGGAGAUUUUGUAUUUGGAGUUAUGUACCACCACGUGAAGGAGAGAUACUUUCACCUAAAGCACCAAUUGAAUCUCACGGAAGGUGUUCAAGUUCAGCAAAGAAUGGCUGGCUGUGAGAUGUUGGACAAUGGUGAACCAGCCCUGAUCAUGACAAAGAACAUUUUCAAUGCAGUUUUUGUAGAUCAUGCAAUAUAUUACAACAUGACACAUUUUACAUACGAUGCUGGUCAACUACUGCAAGGAUGGGAUGGGAUGAGACAAGCACAGGAAAAAAUUCUGUAUGAGAAUGUUUUACUUACCCUUUGCAUCAGAACACUGAAGACAAUCCUGAAGAGAGAGAAGAACGUUGUGAUGCGUAAAGUUCCUCCCAGACUCAGGUUGAUAAAGAAAGAGGUUUCUGGAGGGUUCCAGAUGAGCUGCCUGGCGUUUGGUUUCUAUCCCCGCCACAUCAACAUGACCCUGCUGAGAGACGGGCAGCCAGUGGCAGAACAGGAGCUGACAGGGGGGGAGGUUCUGCCUAGUGGAGAUGGGACCUACCAGCUGAGGAAGAGUCUGGAGGUCAGUACUGAGGAGCUACAGAAGAGACACAACUACACCUGUACUGCCUCUCACCUCAGUCUGGACAACAAGCUGGAUGUCAGUUGGGAGUCUGGGGCAGAGAGAGUUCACCUAUCCACCCUCUCAGUUCUACUGGUGAUGCUGCUGGUUGUUAUUCUAUUCAGCAUUUUCAUUUGUGUCAAAAGGAGGUGGAGAUGCACUGCCUCACAGUCUAAACUUGCCAACGUUGAUGCAACAGUGUCAGAGAAAACAAACCUUUCUUCAGAUUCUGAGACCUAAUACAUUGUUGGGACACUGAUGCAGCUUUGUCAAUUCAGCUCAAUUCACAAUGAAAAUAUGACUGCCAGAGCACAUUUGAGGGAAGACACAAAAUGCAUGAAUGAUUGUUAUGGUCAGUCAAUCUUCCCUUCCCCUCAAUAAAGGACUGUAAAGGAUCA
Oncorhynchus keta (chum salmon) is the source of this 1312-nucleotide messenger RNA. Its product is annotated as major histocompatibility complex class I-related gene protein-like. Gene Ontology annotation, cellular component: external side of plasma membrane. The record is from RefSeq and is a predicted model, not a curated record. The coding region runs from base 75 to 1154 and encodes 359 amino acids. Gene Ontology annotation, biological process: immune response. Lineage: Eukaryota; Metazoa; Chordata; Actinopteri; Salmoniformes; Salmonidae. The transcript has 2 exons.